This is a messenger RNA of Lottia gigantea (owl limpet), 1807 nucleotides long. RefSeq lists its product as hypothetical. NCBI's taxonomy places the organism in Eukaryota, Metazoa, Mollusca, Gastropoda, Lottiidae. The record is from RefSeq and is a predicted model, not a curated record. The coding region runs from base 76 to 1545 and encodes 489 amino acids. The transcript has 3 exons.
GAACUAAACAGUUCGUUUGAUAUCAUAGUAAAGAUCUAUAGAUAGAAAGUCAAAUAACUUCAAAAUAAGUUCAUAAUGAUUGCCCUACCAAAUGGUCCUAUUGAGGUCGUUUUUUCGAUCGAUACCACUGGAUCCAUGUCAAGAAUUCUGGAUGAAAUCCAAGCGCGUCUUAAAGACAUGAUAACGAGACUACAAGCAGAUAUUCCCGGAAUCAAAUUUGCUGUCAUAGCUCAUGGUGAUUAUUGUGACGCUGAACAUUUUUAUGUGACGAAGCACGUCGAUUUUACUGACGAUUUGCCCAAGUUAUGUGACUUCAUGAACAAUGUUGGAGGAACGGGAGGCGGUGACGUCAGUGAAUGUUACGAACUGGUGUUACGAAUGGUCCGACAGAACCUUUCGUGGACUCAAACAUCUCAGAAAGUAUUGAUAAUGAUUGGUGAUGCGUAUCCUCAUGAACCAGAUUAUCCAUUGAACACCAAUAAGAUAGAUUGGAAAGAAGAGGUCCAAAUAUAUACCCAAUCGGACGUGCACAUUUACGGAGUUCACGUAUUUGAUGACUUGGAAUCAGAAAAAUUCUUCAGAAUGAUAUCAGAACAGACGUUUGGCGAAUAUAUCAAAAUGGCCGAUUUCAGCCAUGUUUGUGACGUCAUUAUGGCUAUAUGCUAUCGAGAGAGAGGUGCUGAAUUCCUUGAGGGAUAUGAACGGGAGGUGAGGUCGAGGUUUGGACUGGCAGCGUUGGAUGUCGGGCUAGAGGGUGUGUUUGGUGCUUUGAAAAGGGUAGAUUCGAAGGCGAGCAAUGCAUCACUGCCGACUGCUAUCCGGACACCUCCAUUAUCUCCCCUUAGCAGCAUUGAUUCUAUGGAAACAGACCCUCAGACAGUGGUUCCGUAUGUAGAUCCUGGGAGUGGAUCAGUUCCUGUCAGUAUUUCACUUGUCGAUUCUACAACUUUUCAGUCAAAAACACGGAAAUUUCCGAAAUCUGUCAAACGAGUGGUCACAACUGCAAGGAAACCUAUACCAAAACCUGCCACAGUAUCUGCAAUUGUAAACCCCAGACUCCGAAGGGAGCGUGUAACAGUAAACAAUUUCCGAUAUAGUUAUUUGGACUGGUCUGUGUGGAAACUUGCUGUCCAACCGAAAUCCGGCGUUGCCACAGACUCAAAGAAGUGGAUAAACAAUUAUGAUUUUUUGGUUAAAAAGUCCUUAUUUAGAGCGGGUUUUUCCAACACACGUUAUUUGUACGAGUUCUCCGUUCAGACAAAGCCAGGUGGAAAGAGACACGUGGUUUACUGUGACGUAAUCAAUCACAAAAAGCUCAGCUCUGACUGGCGAGACAUUUUGAAUACAGACGAUUUAAAAGACAAAGUUGACAACGUGAUGGAUUCCAAGUGUAGAAUUUUCGUCCGUCGAGCAGUCGUCUCCCGCGCUUUUCGUGGAAAUAAAAAAUAUAGUCAACUGAAGUCGCAUGUAGAAGAACUUUACGAUUACGUCUGGUCGCAGACGUCAACACGUGACCUGAAUAUUAAUGGUGUGGACAUAGCGUGAAGAUCGUACUUAAUAUUUGAGUAAAGCUCCUGAUUCAGUGAGAAUAAAAACACGUGUUGUCUGCCACAAUAUCAUUGUGAUAAGAUAGACUUGAUUAUCCUGGCCUCUUCUUCCAGCGUUGAGUGACACGUUUUUUCCGUCUGGUUUGUCGGUCAAGAUUACAUAAUUGAAAGGAUGACUUGAGGAACUGUGGACAGAAGAGUGAAUAGUAAGAGUGAACUACGAGAACUAUCAGUUCAGUGUAAUGGACUGAAUUUGAAAC